Molecule: messenger RNA, 2081 nt
Organism: Halichondria panicea
Lineage: Eukaryota; Metazoa; Porifera; Demospongiae; Suberitida; Halichondriidae
Product: probable 28S rRNA (cytosine-C(5))-methyltransferase
Exons: 3
Coding region: 67-1980 (637 amino acids)
Biological process (GO): rRNA base methylation; maturation of LSU-rRNA
Cellular component (GO): nucleolus
Molecular function (GO): RNA binding; rRNA (cytosine-C5-)-methyltransferase activity
Source: RefSeq, a predicted model, not a curated record
AUCCCUUCCACCCAUGUGGCCAUAUCCACGUGGCGCAUCAAAGAAGAUAUCUAGCUGUAGUACAGUAUGGGCCGAACUAAGGAGAGAAAAGAGCUAAAGGACAGGCGAGGGCCUGGCAGAAAGGCCAGGAAGCAAGCUGCACCUGCUAUUCCUAGCGCUGAAGAUGCUCUUGGCGUCAAACAAGGCCAAGUUGGAGGAAGAAUCAAGCAAAGAGCUCGCAGGAGAUCUAAACUCAUCGCUGCUGCUAAGACUGCUCGUGAAGAAAUCGCUCGAAAAAAGCAGGAGAGACGAAAAGCUGUCAAAUCUUUGGACGAGGAAGCUCCAAUAUUGGUUGAGGGUGCUGAUCGGCUGGUACCGGUAGGUUACAGCGAUGAUAAUCAAAAGUGGCUGAAACCGAGUAUAAAGCCAACGUCAACACCAAGCAAGAAGAGCCAUGUCUCGUUCAAGCAGGACUUACUGAGUGGAGGAAGCGAUGGAAACAGUGAUGAUGAAGGCAGUGAUGACGGAGAAGUAACCCUUGGCAACCUACAAGGUGUGGAAAGCUCAGAAGACGAGAUGAUGGACAAUGAAGACGGAGAGGUAACCCUGGGCAACCUACAAGAUACUGACAGCUCAGAAGAUGAAGUAAUGGAUGAUAAUUUCGAUGGUACGGACAAUGACUCUGAUGACUCAGACAAAGAUGAGGAGAUGACUACAAUGGAGAAAAAAUCAAAAAAACUUGAUCGCAAAAAGAAGGCUGACAAACUUCUUGCAAAAGCAGAGUUGACCGAAAACAUAGCAGAUUCUGAUGUCUUCGAACUGCCUACUUUAGAAGAGAUUGCAAAUGAGCCACAAGAUUUGCAGAAUGUCAAUCAGCGGAUAAAAGAGGUUGUUCACGUCCUGUGCAACUUCAAGAAGCUUCGGCAAGAGGGAAAAUCUCGAACGGAGUAUCUAGCCUUGCUUCGUGCAGAUCUAAUGACCUACUAUGGCUACAGCGAGUUUCUAAUCGAGACGUUUAUGGAUUUGUUCAAAGUAUCUGAGCUUUUGGAAUUCUUGGAAGCUUGUGAAACACAGCGACCCGUGACCAUUCGAACAAAUACCCUCAAAACACGAAGAAGAGAUCUUGCCCAGGCUUUGAUAUCUCGAGGGGUAAAUCUGGAUCCAAUUGGAAAAUGGUCAAAAGUUGGUUUAGUAGUCUAUGAUAGCUCAGUCCCGAUUGGUGCCACUCCUGAGUAUUUGGCUGGUCAUUACAUGUUGCAGGGAGCCUCUUCAAUGCUUCCGGUUAUCGCUUUGGCUCCUCAAGAAAAUGAGAGAAUCCUGGACAUGUGUGCCUCUCCUGGUGGAAAGACUACCUAUAUUGCUCAGCUCAUGAAGAACACCGGGCUUAUUAUAGCAAACGAUUCCAACAAAGAUCGGACCAAAUCACUUGUUGCGAAUAGUCACAGACUCGGAGUUAGCAAUACGAUUGUGUGCAAUUACGAUGGCCGAAUGUUUACUCAAGUCAUGACCGGCUUUGAUCGGAUUUUAUUGGACGCACCUUGCAGUGGAACUGGUGUCAUAUCGAAAGAUCCUUCGGUAAAGACGAGCAAGACAGAAAGAGACAUUUUGAAGAGCUCUCACCUCCAAAAACAGCUCAUUCUUACGGCUCUGGAUUGUCUUGAUGCUAAUUCAUCAAGCGGAGGUUAUUUGGUCUACUCAACGUGCUCGGUACUGGUUGAGGAGAACGAAUGGGUCGUGGAUUACGCUCUCAAGAGACGGCACGUCAAGCUAGUUCCCACCGGACUAGAGUUAGGAGCUGAGGGGUUUUGUCGCUAUAGAGAAAAACGUUUUCACCCCUCUCUUUCACUAACGAGGAGAAUUUACUCUCACACUCACAACAUGGACGGGUUCUUUGUGGCAAAGCUAAAGAAGUUUUCUAACAAGAUUCCUGGAGCAGAAGUGAAGAACAAAGAACCUUCAUCUGAGGAUGAAGAAGACAACGAGACUGUAGAGGAACUAUAGUGUGUGUCUGUGUUAUAAUGAAUGUGCCCCUAUGAUGUACGUAUCAAUACUAGUACUGUCCUGAUACAAAAUUUUUAUAGGAGGCCACCUGGUAAAUAUCA